AUGUUGCUGACCGUAUUUUAUGCGGCAGCAACAUGGAUGCAAUCGAGGAGAUUUGGAUCAUUGAGAACUAAAAUCAAUCAGUUUGUUAAAAAUCAAGCCAGCAUUGUAUUUUACAAAAUUCCAGAUUGGAAAAAUGAAUCUGAUGAACAAAUGCUCGUAAUGACAACAUCUUCUUUAUAUUGUGUUAACAGACAAAGGGCCAUGAUAGAAGAAGUAUUGCAUUUUGCUGGAAAUACAAGAUCAUGUGCAUUAUUUCCUCAACAAAUUGUUAAAGUUAAUAAUUGGAUAACAAUAACGGAUGGAAGUCCGUUUCCUAUUAAAAUGAGAAAAAAGGGUGUCAUUUUAAAAGAUCCAAAAUUAUUUAUAUUAUUGGAAGCUGAAAGUUCUGAAAAUUCAGAUAAUUCUCAUUUAUCAAAUGCUUAUUCUUACAACUUGUGGCAAAUAGGAAUACCUAGAGCAUGGAGAGCCGAUGGGCAUUUGGGUAUUAUCGUCGAAAGCGAUAUUGAUAACUUAACAAAAAUCUCAUCGUUAUUUUUAUCAAAUCCGAUAUUAAUAGACCAUGUUUUCGAAAUAAACAGAAUUCAAAGUAUGCAGCAUUCUUAUAUUCAAGCGAUAGAGGUAGAAGGAAAUCCAUGUCUAGUCGUGAAAGACGCAAUAAAUGUGAUGAAAUCUCCAUCAGUAGAAUCGCACACUUUUUCAUUGUUUGCCGAAGACUCAAUUGCAAAUGAUUGGUCGAGCAGACAGUUAAGUCUGGAAGCAUCACAAACGAUUUACAAAAAUCAAAUGGAAUUGUUACAAAGUUUUUCACAAUGUGCAACUCUAACAUCGGAAGGUUCAUCCGUACUAGUUCCUGAUGAUAUUUCAACAUCUAUCACACCUGGAAAUAAAGUUGACAUUCCAUGUUGUAAUAAUGAUAUUAAAAAAGAAGAGAUUAAAGAAUGUGAAAAAAAACCAAGGGUGGAAAGUUUACCAGGAAAAAUUGAAAAAAAUGAAACAGACACCAAAGUUACCACUGUGAUACCAACAUCUGAAACGAUACAAAGAUCUCAUGAAGAAAACAGCACUCAAUCAACUCCUUCAAAACAUGACUCGUCUGGUGUGAGGAAAAAUACAUUUUCGUCUCUCUAUUCUUUGGGUUCUGCGAGUACCCUUUCAGUUCGAUCCAUAACCUCUGGAAAAACUAAACCGCCAAACGUAUUGAUUUACGCGGAAAGUCCAUCGACAACAGACAACAUAAAAAAUGUUCUAAGCGAAACAUUACACAAGCACAAGUACACAAUUUAUAGUAUUGGAGAAGCACAACUUUUAAACGGUAUUUGGGCUCCGAAUUGUUUUUUGUUGGUUAUUUGCGGAAACGUGUCACAACAAGUCGACAUUUUGUUAACUUCUUAUUUAAUACAAGGAGGAAAAUUACUUUGUCUCUGUUCUUCCUUUUUACAUUCUCUUCUUCCAACAUUUAGAACGGCCGAAGUUCGAGAACGAGAAUUGGUACGUUUUUCCUACAGCAAAUGGCAGAGAGUUCGUUUAAUGCAUCACGUUUUCUGUUAUCAAAAUUCACCGUCGAGAACGAAAUUUUCCGGGGAUUCGGAUGAAACGUCAAGUAGUGAUAAAGACAGAAUAAGUCCAGUACCGCAAACUCCAUCAUCGGUCGAAGUUAUCGAUAGUAAUGGCGUCUCGCACACUUUACACGUUCAAGUUUUGGGAGUCGAAGAAACGUGGCAAACUCCAAGUUUACUUUUUGCUUAUUUUCCAUCACCCGGAGGUUGUGCGGUAUUUUCUCAGGUACAUUUAGAAUUGGAUCCUUCGGCGAGUGGCGACGACGAAGACGAUGAGGAAUUGCAAAAAAGUUCGGUGACGAGAAAAGAAAUAAUCAAAGAUAUAUUAUCGACUCAUUUGGGUAUGGACGUGAGCGGAGGAGGGAUCAACGGAAGUGAUAAUAAUGAUAAAAUGGGUUCCGGUUCCGGUUCUCUCACAUACACGACAGCUUAUUUUUUAGGGGUUCACGAGGCGAAAUUAAAAUUUUUAGAUAAAAUAAAAUCUCGUUUGUUGGAAAAUGGCGUUUUGAAAUUGGAAACGAUGAAAUUGAAAUUUUGCAAAAAGGGAGAAACGCCUCCAACGGGAGCCACGGCCGAUUUUCUUCCCGUUUUGAUACAUUCGUGUCCGAGAGAUUUUUCAACCGUCGAAUAUUUCGAGAACCUGGAAACGACGAGUUUGGGACGUUUGAUGAUAUAUUCGGAAGUUUUGGGAAGUUCGAUGGAUUUGGUCAACGGAGAAUUGGAACACGGUUUUGCUGUUGUGCCUUCGCAACAAACUUCCGGUAAAGGAAGAACGUCGAAUCAAUGGUUGAGUCCUCCGGGUUGUGCCAUGUUCAGUCUUCAGGUACAUUUUUCAUCCGAGUCGUACAUGGGAAGGCAUCCUUCGGUUUUUCAACACGUCGUAUCCGCCGCCAUCGCAUCAUCACUCGCUGAAAUGGGAAAAGAUUAUGAAAAAGCAUUCGAUCUUCAUUUAAAAUGGCCGAACGAUUUGUACGUAAAAUCAAGUAUAAAAAUAGGAGGAUUGAUAGUCACGUGUUUCACAACGAAAACGAAAAUAAUAUGUAACAUUGGAUGCGGAAUAAAUUUGGACAACGAAAUGCCAACGACGUGUUUGAAUAAAUUAAUCGAGGAUUACAAUAGAGGGGAAAAUGGGGGGAGUGGGGCAAAAAAAAAAUUGAAAAAAUUAACCCGGGAAAAAUUACUCGCGAAAAUAUUUAACAAACUCGAAGAGAUUUUGGACAAGAUCGACGAAGAGGAUGAUAUAAAAUACGCGGAAAAUCUUUAUUACAAAUAUUGGUUACACGGCGGUGCCAACGUGAGAAUAUUAGAUUCGUUUGGAGAAAUAAAACAAGUCGUGAUAUUGGGAAUCGACGAAUUUGGUUUUUUAAAAGUCAAAGAUUCAAAGGGUCAAACGUUUGCCGUACAUCCGGAUGAGGAAAGGAGGUUGUUGGGGUUGUUGGUUGUUGAAAUGGGUUUUAUUCCUGAUGAUGAUGAUAUUGAUAAUAGAAAAUAG
Pediculus humanus corporis (human body louse) is the source of this 3048-nucleotide messenger RNA. Its product is annotated as biotin protein ligase, putative. The record is from RefSeq and is a predicted model, not a curated record. The coding region runs from base 1 to 3048 and encodes 1015 amino acids. Gene Ontology annotation, molecular function: biotin--[biotin carboxyl-carrier protein] ligase activity. Gene Ontology annotation, biological process: protein modification process. Lineage: Eukaryota; Metazoa; Arthropoda; Insecta; Psocodea; Pediculidae. Gene Ontology annotation, cellular component: cytoplasm. The transcript is spliced from 16 exons.